AUGGCGCUGCACUUUUUUCUGUUGAGAAUGAUGUACCGUCGUAUGUAUGCCAAACGAGCGAAGAUUUGGACAAGACGGGCAUGGAAGGCCUUGGGCAAUCUCCAGAUGAAGAGGGCUCACGCUUAUCUGGCAGCUGCUCGGAUGGCCACGAUGAGCAGCCAAGCCCCCAGACUUCGCAAGCCACUGACCAAACACGAUCGGGUGCUCCGAUUCCUGAAGCGGCUAAACGACGCAGGCGCUCUGGACCACUUUCUCGCAGGCUUCACGAGGUGA
This is a messenger RNA of Symbiodinium sp. CCMP2592, 273 nucleotides long. The record is from the annotation of a GenBank genome assembly. Lineage: Eukaryota; Dinophyceae; Suessiales; Symbiodiniaceae.